UCUAUAAGAUUUAAAAUAUACAAAUUCAUUUAGAACGUUUACUCAUCUCCUUUCAUGUCCACCUACCUUUUUCAAAUGUUGUAAAGAACUGGGGUUGAAGGAAGCAUUCAUGGCCAACCUUGAUGAUAAUGGACCUCCGGCGAGGCUUGAGGGAAAGUAUGCUGCAAUGGUAGUAUGCUGGCUUCUGGGAAAUGGAUGCCUCUUUUCAUGGAACAGUAUGCUAACUAUUGGAGAUUAUUAUGGUUAUUUGUUUCCGCGAUACCACUCCUCAAGGGUACUUACUUUGGUAUAUCAGCCAUUUGCGCUUGGAACACUCGCAGUACUUGCCUAUAAUGAGGCAAAGAUUAAUACUAGGAGGCGGAACCUGUUGGGAUACAUACUCUUUUUCAUAGCUUCUGUUAUGGUUUUAGUCUUGGAUUUGGCAACAUCUGGGAAAGGAGGACUAGGGACUUUUAUCGGGAUUUGUGCUGUUAGUGGGGCUUUUGGAGUUGCAGAUGCUCAUGUUCAGGGUGGAAUGGUUGGAGACCUUUCCUUCAUGCGACCUGAGUUUAUUCAAUCUUUCCUUGCUGGGUUGGCUGCAUCAGGGGCUCUAACCUCUGCCUUGAGGUUAAUUACAAAGGCUGCAUUUGAGAAUUCAAAGAAUGGUUUUCGCAAGGGAGCAAUUUUAUUCUUUGUCAUCUCGGCUGCUUUUGAGUUUCUAUGUGUUCUUCUCUAUGCGUUUGUCUUUCCAAAACUGCCGAUCAUCAAGUAUUACCGCUCAAAGGCAGCCUCCGAAGGAUCUAAAACUGUUUCAGCUGAUCUUGCUGCCGGUGGCAUCCAAACAUUACCCAAAGGAGAUGAGGAAGACCCGAAAAAACUCGAGAGGUUGGGAAACAAAGAAUUGCUACUUCAGAACAUAGAUUAUGCACUUGAUAUGUUCCUCAUAUAUGUAUUGACAUUGUCAAUUUUCCCUGGUUUUUUAUCUGAAGACACUGGCUCACAUAGUUUGGGCACAUGGUAUGCCCUGGUUUUGAUUGCUAUGUACAAUGUAUGGGAUCUAAUUGGAAGAUACAUUCCACUCAUCAAGUUCCUGAAGUUGGAGUCGAGGAAAGGACUGAUGAUAGCCAUUCUUUCCCGUUUCCUGCUCAUCCCAGCUUUCUAUUUCACUGCCAAAUAUGGUGACCAAGGCUGGAUGAUACUGCUCACUUCCUUCUUGGGCUUAACAAAUGGUUACCUUACUGUUUGUGUCUUCACUUCUGCUCCCAAAGGUUACAAGGGGCCAGAACAAAAUGCUUUGGGAAAUCUACUGGUGUUGUUUCUACUAGGAGGUAUAUUUGCAGGGGUAACGCUUGACUGGUUGUGGCUAAUAGGCAAAGGUUGGUGAGCAAUGCAUUUUUUGAUUGCAAGGGCAAUAUCGAAGGUGGGCCCAUUAAGACUCAGUGGGAGUUUGGGUUGACUUUUCUUUUUUUUUUUCCUUUCACUCAAAUAUGUAAUGUCUAUUAGUGUUUUUUGUUUAAGGGGAGUUAGAUUAUUUUACAUACUAAAUGUAAAUCUCGAAGUUCUAGUUUAUAUGGUGGUGGUAGUAUUUUGUUCUUUAUUGUAUAAUGGGUAAUAAAGGGGAUCCAUUUGAGAAAGUGAAUCAAGUGCAUACCCUUCAACUCUUUACCCUCAAGGCCCUAAACAGUUGAAUCAAAUCCAAAAAUGGGCCUUGGGUCUACUACAUAUACAUACUCUUCAAGCAUUUGUAACCAAAGAAACUUGAGAAAAUUAAUAAUGUAAGAUUAAGAAUAAUAUAUAUGUAAUUAUGAAUAAAAGAAGCGAAUUUCCAGCUCA
This is a messenger RNA of Humulus lupulus (European hop), 1812 nucleotides long. Its product is annotated as equilibrative nucleotide transporter 3-like. Gene Ontology annotation, biological process: nucleoside transmembrane transport. The coding region runs from base 110 to 1363 and encodes 417 amino acids. The transcript has 10 exons. Gene Ontology annotation, molecular function: nucleoside transmembrane transporter activity. The record is from RefSeq and is a predicted model, not a curated record. Gene Ontology annotation, cellular component: plasma membrane. NCBI's taxonomy places the organism in Eukaryota, Viridiplantae, Streptophyta, Magnoliopsida, Rosales, Cannabaceae.